This is a messenger RNA of Fonsecaea nubica, 4467 nucleotides long. RefSeq lists its product as hypothetical. The transcript is spliced from 5 exons. The record is from RefSeq and is a predicted model, not a curated record. Gene Ontology annotation, molecular function: lipid binding. NCBI's taxonomy places the organism in Eukaryota, Fungi, Ascomycota, Eurotiomycetes, Chaetothyriales, Herpotrichiellaceae. The coding region runs from base 1 to 4467 and encodes 1488 amino acids.
AUGAGCUCCGAGAGAGAGAAGAACGAGCUCAAGUCUCAAGGCGCCGUCGAGGCUGCUCGUGACCCCAACAGCUCUGUCACCGGCGAUGAUGCAGAACGGGUCAUCUUAGAAGAGAGCAAAAAAGCUGGCUCUACUGCUCUACAUUUCGAUCCUAACGCGUCGCCAGAGGAAAAGGCCGCGCAAGCCAGAUCGCGGCAGAACGAUACUCGUCGCCCACCCAAGGGAAUCGGAGUAGUGACGGAUCUUGAUGAUGGAAAGCCCUCUCAGUACAAUCUGCCUCCGCCCGAACCCAUUUCCGUCGCUGCAAAAGUAGAACCCCCUACGGCCCAGGAUGGCGCGACAAACGGAGUGGUCCCAGAAGAUGGACAAGACUGGACCCAGGUCGGGUGGGCUCCACGCUUCGGCUCUGGUGAGACGGAUGAAGAGAAAGAAGAAGGCAACCUAUUAGACCAUCAAACAGCCCUCGAGGGGAGGUUGGAUGAGAAGUUCUUUGGUGAUUGGUAUCACAAUACUGCUGUCAUCAUCUUUGCCUGCAUCGCAUCAUGGCUCAUUGCUACCCUCGGCGGUGGCCUGGCAUGGGUCAUCAUCAUCAUGGCCACAUGCGGCACCUACUACAGAACCUCCAUCCGACGCGUGAGACGAAACUUCAGAGACGAUAUCACACGGGAACUAGCCAAAGCACGUUUGGAAACCGACACCGAAAGUCUUGAAUGGAUGAACAGCUUCCUGGUCAAGUUCUGGCCCAUCUAUGCCCCACAGCUUGCCAAAGCCAUCAUCAUGUCCGUCGACCAAGUUCUGAGUACCUCGACGCCGGCAUUUCUCGACAGCAUGAGACUCGAAACCUUUAUCUUGGGUACCAAGCCACCCCGCAUCGAGCAUGUCAAGACCUACCCCAAGGCUGAGGACGACAUUGUCCUAAUGGAUUGGAAGUUCAGCUUCACUCCAACUGACACGAUGGAUAUGACUGCCCGCCAGCUCAAGACAAAGAUCAACCCGAAAGUCGUCCUCGAAAUCCGGAUUGGUAAAGGCGUAGUCAGCAAGACAAUGAAGGUCAUCGUCGAGGACUUUGAGUUCUCGGGGCUGAUGCGGGUCAAAAUGAAGCUGCAAAUCCCAUACCCACAUAUCGAUCGCGUUGACAUCUGUUUCCUCGGUCGACCUACAAUUGACUACGUCUGCAAGCCUCUAGGUGGAGAAACAUUCGGCUUCGAUAUCAAUUUUAUCCCUGGGUUGGAGAACUUUAUUAAGGAGCAGAUCCAUGGCAAUCUUGCCCCGAUGAUGUACGAGCCGAAUGUCUUCCCCAUCGAGGUGGCCAAACUGCUGUCGGGCAACCCCAUCGAUUUAGCCAUUGGCGUUGUUGCCGUGACGCUCCACAAUGCCAACGGUUUGAAGAACCCGGAUAAGUUCUCUGGUACACCAGAUCCCUAUGUGGUUGUCUCGUUGAACAGCGCCAAAGAACUUGCACGUACCAAAACGAUUCACGAAGACCACAACCCGCGCUGGAACGAGACCUUGUAUAUCAUCAUCACGAAUUUGACGGACUCCUUGACGCUGCAGGUCUACGAUUACAACGAUGUGCGCAAGGACAAACACCUCGGUACCGCAACUUUCACGCUCGACAGGUUGGAGGAGGCACCUGAGCAUGAAAGUUUGACUCUAGAUGUACUCGCCAAUGGGAAGCACCGUGGAGUGGUCAAUUGUGACAUUCGUUUCUUCCCAGUUUUGGAACCGGAGAAGCUCCAGACUGGCGAGAUUUUACCACCCCCAGAGUCAAAUACGGGCAUUGCAAGAAUCACCAUCGAGCAGGCCAAGGAUCUUGAUGGAAGCAAGAGCCUCGUCGGCGCUUUAGAUCCAUAUGCCGUCCUCCUCCUGAAUGGAAAGGAGAUUCAUAUCACCAACAAGCUCAAGCAUACCAACAACCCUGUGUUCUCGAACAAUACGAAGUCAGUUCUCAUCACGGAUCGUAAGAAAGCGAGGGUCGGACUGGUCAUCAAAGACAACCGCGACCUUGUCACUGAUCCCAUUCUAGGCACCUUUCAAAUCAGACUGGACGAUAUGCUCAAACUUGUGGACAAAGGUCAGGAGUGGUUCAAUCUGCACGGUACGACGACCGGCAAGGCCAAGUUGAUGCUGGACUGGAAACCAGUAGCACUGAGGGGUGUCACCAGAUCUGGCGGCUACAUCACGCCAGUUGGUGUGAUGCGCAUCCACGUCCAGAGCGCGAAGAACCUGCGAAACUACGAGACAAUGGGCAAAUCCGACCCUUAUGCUAGAGUUUUACUGUCAAGUAUUCCCAAGGGCCGGACAGUAACGUUCCAGAACGAACUCAAUCCUACUUGGGAUGAGGUUAUAUAUGUACCUGUGCACACACCUACUGAGCGACUGAUCCUUGAGGUGAUGGACGAAGAAAAGCUGGGAAAAGACCGAUCUCUUGGCCUGGUCCAAAUUGCCGCUUCAGAUUACAUGAAAGAGGCCGAAGAAGGCGGGUAUGAAGUCCAUGAUACCAGGACCGUGCUGUCAGAGGGUUUGCGAAUGGGAGGUGCGGGCGAGGCGAAGGGCACGAUUAACUACACCGUUUCAUUCUUCCCGACCCUGAAUGUGGUGGAUCCAGAAGAGGAAGAGGAAGAGCAAAAAGCCCAAGCAGCACUCGAAGGGCACGAAACUCCAACCGCCACGCCGUCGCACAGCAAGAAAUCAUCCGUUGAUGUCAAGGCUUCGACCGAGAUAGUAAGGCCGAGCGUGGAUGGCCGGAAGAGCUUGGAUACGGCUGGCCGGCUUGGUGCUCUCGUGAAUGGAGCCGCGUCUAUCAACGGCUCCGUCUCUUCCGUCAAACGACAGCCACCAAAAAUCAGGAUCAACCCAGAAGAUAUCCACAAAUACGAAUCGGGUCUAAUUGUUUUCAACCUGGUCGAAGGUCACUUUGCACAAACUGACGUUAAACUCGAGGUCGUGAUGGACGACCAUGCCUUCCCGGCUUACACGUCCUCAAAGAUUCGAGAGAAAGACCACCACUUCGGUGAGACUGGUGAUGCCAUGGUUCGUGAAAUCGAGAUGUCUCGAAUCACACUCCGGUUGACCGAAAAGGUUGACCACACUGGCAAGGGAGACGACAAUGACAUCGUGGCUAAGCUGACGGGCCCUACUCUCCCUACGUUACAACAGUGCUUGUAUAAGCCCACAGAGCUUACAAUGAGGAGCAACAACGGAGGUCUCAACAAAGUGGUGGUCAGUCUCAAAUAUCUACCCGUGAAGAUGCAGCUUGAUCCCAGCGAGAGCAUCAACAACAUGGGCACCCUGCGCGUCGACGUGAUGGAUGCGGCCGAUCUUCCGUCUGCCGAUCGCAAUGGGUACAGUGAUCCAUACUGCAAGUUCAGGUUGAACGGGAAAGAAGUGUACAAAACCAAGAUCCAGAAGAAGACACUCCACCCUGCUUGGAACGAAUUCUUCGAGGUGCAGAUUCCAUCCCGCACAGCAGCUGACUUCAAGGUCGACGUUAUGGAUUGGGAUUUCGGCGACAAAGCCGACCAUUUGGGUUCUGCGACGCUGAAUCUACAAGUUCUGGAACCCUUCCAACCACAAGAGCUCCAGUACGCGCUGGACGGAAAGUCGGGGGUCCUUCGACUUAGGAUGUUGUUCAAGCCCGACUACAUUACCCGCACUCGGCAAGGGACAUCUACCUUUUCAGGGACCUUCGCGCCAGCAGGAAAAGUAAUUGGUGCACCUGUCAGAGGUGUCGGGAAAGUCGGCGGCGGCGUGGUGAAGGGGGCUUCUUUCAUCAAGCACGGCUUGACGAGAGGGCGAGGCAACAAGGAAGAGGCAUCGUCGAAUACCAACGGCACGAUGGAGACUUCGGAUAGUGCCCUGUCGACACCGGCUAAAGCCUCCCCCAUGGUAGAUGGAAGUGCGACUCCUGUCACCCCAGCCACACCCUCCCCGAUGAUGCACUCCCGCACUAAGAGCACCCAUUCAACCAUGACGACUCAGAAAGGCGGCGAGACGGGAACAGCGAGUUUUAUCAUCGUCUCUGCCACCGGAUACCCUCCCAAAGCUGAUGUCCAGGUUCUGAUCAAGAUCAUAGGGACCAGGGGAGCGAAAGAAGUGCACAAGACCAAGGCAAUCAAAUCGUCCUCGGGCACUGUGGAGUUUGAUGUGAACCACGAAAACUUCAAGGUGCCGUGCUCGGCAGACACGCAGUUCCAACUACAAGUCAGAGAUCACGACAUGCUCCGAUCCAGAGACCUCGGGGAGGCGAUGUUCUUUGUAUCUGACCAAGGCGCGGGAUCCGAUCAGAUUGUCAAGGCUGGGUCAGGUACGGUCACAAUCCGCAGCAGCUUCGCAACCAACAACGGAGUCGCCUCCGAAAGCCUCAGGCCAGUCACCAGUGGACGGGACAGCCCAGACUCGAAGCGAGAGGGACGACGAAGCUUCUUUGGGAGAAGGGAUGUUAGCGGCAAACACGAGGGGUCCUGA